AUGCUAAGAGGCAGAAUUGGAAAAUGGACCUUGGCCUUGACAGAAUUUGCCUUCAGAUAUGUUCCUCAGAAAGCCGUCAAAGGACAAGCUGUGGCAGACUUCCUAGCAGAUCAUCCCGGAGAGGAGAUUGAAAAUAUGGACUCUUUAGACAUAGCAAAUGCAGAUCUAUUAACCAGAGCUCACACCUGCCUCAACAAUCCUAUCUACUCAGUUCAUCUUACACCUUGGAAGUUAUACUUUGAUGGUCAAAAACUGAUAUAA
This is a messenger RNA of Prunus armeniaca (apricot), 261 nucleotides long. The record is from the annotation of a GenBank genome assembly. NCBI's taxonomy places the organism in Eukaryota, Viridiplantae, Streptophyta, Magnoliopsida, Rosales, Rosaceae.